GAGCAAACACAACAUGACGCAUACUGACGGGAGACUGUCAAAGUAAAACAGGAAGUACACAGAGGCGCAGACAGGAGGGGAGGAGAGAACCCGGGGAGAGCACAGACAUAACGGGCUGGGGAAAACAUGGAAUAAAACUCGAGGAGGACAAACGAGGCAUGGGGACUCACAGAUACGUGGAGGGGGACACAUGGGAGAGAGAGCAUUAGAAGCACAAGCAGUUUAUGCUGCCACUGCUGCAGAGAUGAUGCGACUGUGUUGGGCCCUAGUGCUGAUUUUUUCCUAUUCCACUUCAGAGGGCACUAUAAUCAUCACAGAGCCUGGUGAGAGCAUCACUUUGAAGUGUUCCUCAGAAGAAUGCCCCCAAAACAAUGGUCGAUAUGCUGGGAUGUAUCUGUAUCAUAGGUUUACUGAACAGAAUGAGGUGUAUUUCUAUAGCAACCAUGUUAACAGCAAAGUUACUGUGCGAUCGAGAUACAAAGGCAGGAUGGAGUCAAACGGAGCUCCCAUGAACCACAGCAUCACCAUGACCAAUCUGACUGUGGAUGAUUCUGGUGUCUACACUUGUGUCUACAAAGAAUCAGUAGACAAAAGUGUUGAGUGCAAAGUCUACACGGUUUUUGUAAGAGCAAUAACAAACAAACAUAACAGAGAGCUCCAGACGACCGCAGAGAAGAGACGUCUACCUGGUGGUAAUCGUGAGCCUAAUACUACCGAGCAUCCCAAAGAACCAUGUCCCAGACAAAAGGCGCUCUUGUCCACUGCAGAGGAGAGACAUCUACCUCUGGUGUUAAUCAUCAGUAUUUCCACCAUCAUCCUGCUGUUCAUCAUAAUCUUAAUCCUACUGAUGAUCCAGAAGGCGAGAAAAAUGAGAAGCUACAAAAGAAAAGCAAGACCUUCCCUGCAAGGAUCCAAUGAUUAUGUGUAUGAAGUUAUGAUGAAGACCAACGGGUGGCCAGCAGCAGCUCCAGUGCAGCCAGCACAAAACCCCUAUGAGCUUGUUUAGAAAUGUAGUCGAAUAUUAUUCACUUCUGGAGGGUUUCUUUUUAAGCUGUUGAUGGGGUGUUUUUUUUUUUCUUUUGUUUGUUUGUUUUUGGUUGAUUUUGGUUUUUGAAGUGAUUUAAAUCACAAUGAACGCACUCAAAGUGACCAUUCAUAGUGUUGCAUUGCCUCUGUUCCCUGAUUAUUUGAGAAUUGAGAGGGCAUUUGAAAAAAGCAUAAAUACAUAUUGUGAUAUCAUAGGCAUAGGGUUUGGGUUGUCACUUGUAAGCACCUAGGCCUCAGACAGCCAUAAUAAACAUCAGCAGCCUGAUUAUUGAUCUGUUAGUUUAGCACAAAUGAACACAAAUGGUGAGUGUUUCUUGUUUAUGUAUUAUAACUUGGAGGGUGCAUGCGAAGACAUGUGAAACAUACUUGUGGCCAAAAACAACCGAA
Oreochromis aureus is the source of this 1434-nucleotide messenger RNA. RefSeq lists its product as uncharacterized. Gene Ontology annotation, cellular component: membrane. Gene Ontology annotation, molecular function: signaling receptor activity. Gene Ontology annotation, biological process: adaptive immune response. NCBI's taxonomy places the organism in Eukaryota, Metazoa, Chordata, Actinopteri, Cichliformes, Cichlidae. The record is from RefSeq and is a predicted model, not a curated record. Bases 191 to 1006 code for a protein of 271 amino acids. The transcript is spliced from 6 exons.